Messenger RNA from Saccostrea cuccullata (small rock oyster), 9134 nucleotides. Its product is annotated as dynein axonemal heavy chain 8-like. Gene Ontology annotation, biological process: microtubule-based movement. The record is from RefSeq and is a predicted model, not a curated record. Gene Ontology annotation, molecular function: ATP binding; dynein intermediate chain binding; ATP hydrolysis activity. The transcript has 56 exons. NCBI's taxonomy places the organism in Eukaryota, Metazoa, Mollusca, Bivalvia, Ostreida, Ostreidae. Gene Ontology annotation, cellular component: axonemal dynein complex.
CAAAAAGAUUUCAAAACAUUGACAAAUCUUGGGUGAAGAUAAUGCAGCGUGCACAUGAAUGCACUAAUGUUGUUCAUUGUUGUGUUGGGGAUGAAACCCUUGGACAGCUUUUGCCACAUCUGCUUGAACAACUGGAACUAUGCCAAAAGUCACUGACAGGCUAUCUUGAAAAGAAACGACUUGUUUUUCCAAGAUUUUUCUUUGUAUCGGAUCCAGCUUUAUUGGAAAUCCUAGGUCAAGCUAGUGAUUCUCACACAAUUCAGUCUCAUCUUCUGGGUGUUUUUGAAAAUGUCAAUGAAGUUGAAUUUCAUGAGAAGGAUUAUGACAGAAUCCUGUCCGUGAUUUCAAGAGAAGGUGAAAAAAUUAUGCUUGAAUCAGCAGUCAUUGCAAAAGGAAAUGUGGAGAUAUGGCUUGGAGAUUUGCUGAAAGAACAAAUGAAAUCUCUUCAUGGUGUGAUACGUGAUGCCUGGAGAAACAUUAUUACACCUGAAUUUGAAUUGAUGGGCUUCAUGGCAAAUUUUCCUGCACAGGUUGGACUGCUAGGGAUUCAGAUGAUUUGGACAAAGGAUGCUGAAUUUGCUUUGCAGCAUGCUAGAGGUGACAAAAAGAUUAUGCCAACCACAAAUCAAAGGUUCCUUGAUAUGUUAAAUCGCUUGAUUGAACAAACUACACAUGAUUUGACCAAAGUGGAGAGAGUUAAAUAUGAAACUCUUGUUACCAUCCAUGUGCAUCAGAGGGACAUAUUCGAUGACCUGACAAGAAUGCACAUAAAAUCCCCAACAGAUUUUGAAUGGUUGAAACAGGCUCGAUUCUAUUUCAAAGAAGAUACAGAUCAGUGCAUUGUGCAAAUAACAGAUGUGGAUUUCAUCUAUCAGAACGAGUUUUUAGGAUGCACUGAUAGACUUGUCAUCACACCACUUACUGAUAGAUGUUACAUUACACUUGCUCAAGCCUUGGGAAUGUCCAUGGGUGGGGCACCUGCUGGUCCAGCAGGAACUGGAAAAACAGAAACCACCAAAGACAUGGGAAAAGCUCUUGGAAAAUAUGUGGUGGUAUUCAACUGUUCAGAUCAGAUGGAUUUCAGAGGACUGGGAAGAAUAUAUAAAGGUUUAGCACAGUCUGGAUCCUGGGGAUGCUUUGACGAGUUUAACAGAAUUGAAUUGCCUGUAUUAUCUGUAGCUGCUCAACAGAUCUACAUUGUUCUCAAUGCCAAGAAAGACAGGAAAAAGGAGUUCAUAUUCACUGAUGGUGAUGUAGUGGAACUCAAUCAAGAAUUUGGAAUUUUCCUUACAAUGAAUCCAGGAUAUGCAGGACGUCAAGAAUUGCCAGAAAACUUGAAAGUUCAGUUCCGCACAGUAGCUAUGAUGGUUCCAGACCGUCAGAUUAUCAUGAGGGUUAAACUGGCUAGUUGUGGAUUUUUGGAAAAUGUUCUUUUGGCACAGAAAUUCUAUACUCUCUACAAAUUAUGUGAAGAACAGUUAUCAAAGCAAGUUCACUAUGACUUUGGAUUGAGGAAUAUUUUGUCUGUACUGAGGACUUUAGGAGCCAACAAGAGAGCUAGACCAAAUGACACAGAAAAUACAAUUGUGAUGAGAGUUUUAAGAGACAUGAAUUUAUCCAAAUUGGUAGAUGAGGAUGAGCCAUUGUUCAUGAGCUUGAUAGCAGAUCUGUUUCCAGGAAUAGUGCUAGACAGUGCAACAUAUGCAGAGUUGCAAGUGGCUAUUGCUAAACAAGUAGAUGAUGCUGUGCUCAUAAAUCAUCCAUCAUGGAAUCUCAAACUUGUACAACUCUAUGAAACACAAAGAGUAAGGCAUGGAAUGAUGACACUGGGACCAAGUGGAGCAGGCAAGACUUGCUGCAUCCACGUCUUGAUGAAAGCAAUGACUGAUUGCGGGGCUCCUCAUAGGGAAAUGAGGAUGAAUCCAAAAGCUAUAACAGCACCACAGAUGUUUGGUAGACUGGAUGUAGCAACAAAUGAUUGGACAGAUGGCAUCUUUUCUACCUUGUGGAGGAGAACACUGAAAGCAAAGAAAGGAGAAAACAUAUGGAUUGUUCUUGAUGGCCCUGUUGAUGCAAUUUGGAUUGAGAAUUUGAAUUCUGUUCUUGAUGACAAUAAGACUCUCACACUGGCCAACGGUGACCGCAUCCCAAUGUCCCCAGCCUGUAAGGUAGUAUUUGAGGUCCACAACAUUGACAAUGCUUCACCAGCUACUGUAUCUAGAAAUGGUAUGGUGUACAUGAGUUCAUCAGCACUGGAUUGGAGACCAAUAUUACAGGGUUGGCUGUUAAAGAGAAAUUCCCAGGAAAGUGAGCUUUUGCUGACUCUUUUUGACAAAAUAUUUGAUGAUUUGUACACCUAUGUCAAUACGAACUUGUUACCCAAAAUGGAGACACUGCAAUGCAACCAAAUUAUGCAGGCUUGCAAUGUACUUGAGGGUUUGAUCCCCAAGAAAGAUGACAAAGGAACACUUCCUGCAUUCCAUCUAGAAAAACUUUUCAUAUUCUCUCUGAUGUGGAGUUUGGGUGCAUUGCUGGAGUUGGAUGAUCGUGCCAAAAUGGAAGAAUUUAUGGCUAAACAUGAGAGUGCAUUGGAAUUACCUUCUGUGAAAGAGGGAGAGACCAUCUUUGAAUAUGUUGUUGAUGAUCAUGGUGAAUGGGAACACUGGUCUAAGAGAGUAGAAGAAUACAUUUACCCUUCAGAUGUAGUUCCUGAAUUUUCAUCCAUUUUAGUACCAAAUGUGGACAAUGUGCGAACAAGCUUCUUGAUAGAUGUCAUUGCAAAACAGAACAAAGCAGUACUUUUAAUCGGAGAACAAGGAACAGCAAAGACUGUGAUGAUCAAAGGUUACAUGGCACAGUAUGACCCUGACAGUCAUCUGAGCAAAAGUUUCAACUUCUCCUCUGCUUCCACUCCAUCCAUGUUUCAGAGGACCAUAGAGAGCUAUGUUGACAAGAGAAUGGGAAGUACUUAUGGACCACCAGGAGGAAGGAGAAUGACUGUUUUCAUUGACGACAUCAACAUGCCGGUCAUCAAUGAGUGGGGCGACCAGAUUACAAAUGAAAUCACUCGUCAAAUGAUGGAGAUGCAUGGCAUGUACAGCUUGGACAAGCCUGGUGAUUACAUAUCUAUAGUGGACAUGCAAUUCAUUGCUGCUAUGAUACACCCAGGAGGAGGAAGAAAUGAUAUCCCUCAGAGAUUGAAAAGACAGUUCUCCAUAUUCAACUGCACUCUGCCAUCGAAUAACUCCAUUGACAAAAUCUUUGGCAUCAUUGGGUGUGGAUAUUUUUGUUCUAGUCGCUUUAAUCCAGAAGUUUGUGAUAUUGUGAAAAAGAUUGUUCCAGCCACCAGAAUUCUCUGGCAAAUGACAAAGGUAAAAAUGUUGCCUACACCAGCCAAGUUUCAUUACAUUUUCAACUUGCGAGAUCUGUCUAGAAUUUGGGAGGGAAUGCUGAAAAUCAAAGGAGAGGAAUGUGAGGACCAAUUGAUGGUGUUAGGACUCUUCAAACAUGAAUGUACAAGAGUCAUCUCAGACAGAUUUACAAAUCCUGAUGACAAAGCCUGGUUUGAGAAGAGUUUGAAUGUUGUCAUUAAUGAUCACAUUGAUGCAUCACUUGUUGACACGUGUCAUCCAGAACCAUACUUUGUGGAUUUUCUUCGUGAUGCUCCAGAACCCACAGGAGAAGAAAGUGAUGAUGCUGCACUAGAAGCUCCCAAAAUAUAUGAACGGAUCUCCUCUUAUGAGACAUUGAAUGACAAACUGCUGACUUACAUGGAACAGUACAACGAGUUAGUCAGGGGGGCUCAUAUGGAUCUUGUCUUCUUCAAGGAUGCCAUGGUGCAUCUUAUCAAGAUAUCCAGAAUUAUUGGUACCCCACGAGGAAAUGCUCUGCUGGUGGGAGUUGGAGGAUCAGGAAAACAAUCACUAACUCGUCUAGCCUCCUUCAUCGCAGGCUACAGAAUAUUCCAGAUUACACUCUCAAGGACAUACAAUGUUGGCAAUUUGAUGGAUGAUUUGAAGUUUAUGUAUCGUGUUGCUGGAUGUGAAGGGAAAGGAAUCACAUUUAUUUUUACCGACAAUGAAAUCAAAGAUGAAGCAUUCCUUGAAUACUUGAACAAUGUUCUGAGUUCAGGAGAGGUUUCUAAUUUGUUUGCCAAAGAUGAACUGGAUGAAAUUACACAGGAAUUGAUUGCAGUAAUGAAGAAAGAAAUGCCAAGAUGUCCUCCCACAUUUGAAAACUUGUAUGAUUAUUUCAUCUCCAGGGCAAGAAAAAAUCUGCAUACAGUCUUGUGCUUCUCUCCGGUUGGAGAAAAGUUCCGAACAAGGGCAUUAAAAUUCCCUGGACUUAUAUCUGGUUGCACCAUGGAUUGGUUCAGUCGAUGGCCAAAAGAUGCUUUGAUUGCUGUAUCUGGACAUUUUCUUAACAAUUACCAUAUUGUCUGCAGCAACGAAAUUAAGGAACAGGUUGUCAACACAAUGGGAGUGGUCCAUGAUAAUGUAGCUUCUGUUUGUGUUGAAUAUUUUCAAAGAUUUCGUCGACAAACUCAUGUGACACCAAAAUCUUAUUUAUCAUUUUUGGAUGGAUACAAAAACCUUUAUGGGAAAAAGCAUGCAGAAAUAAAUGAAAUGGCAAGCAGGAUGAAUACUGGUUUAGAAAAACUCAUUGAAGCAAGUGCAUCUGUGGACCAGCUAUCAAAAGAAUUAGCUGUAAAGGAAAAGGAAUUGGCUGUAGCAAAUGUAAAAGCUGAUAAAGUUUUGGCAGAAGUAACCGUCAGUGCUACUGCAGCAGAAAAAGUAAAAAGUGAAGUGCAGAAAGUGAAGGACAGAGCCCAGAAGAUUGUUGAUGAAAUUGAGGAGGAUAAAAAAAUAGCUGAACAAAAACUUGAAGCUGCCAAACCUGCUCUCCAGGAAGCUGAAGAUGCUUUAAAGACAAUAAAACCAGCUGAUAUUGCAACAGUCAAGAAGCUUGGGAAGCCCCCACAUUUGAUCAUGAGGAUUAUGGACUGUGCCUUGAUUCUGUUCCAAAAAAAGCUAGAUCCAGUUACACAGGACCCUGAUCGACCAUGUCCAAAACCAUCAUGGGGAGAGUCUCUUAAGCUGAUGAGUGGUUCCGGGUUUUUGAACUCAUUACAGACCUUCCCUAAGGAUUCAAUAAAUGAGGAAACAGUUGAGCUUCUGCAGCCUUACCUGACAAUGGAAGACUAUAACUUUGAGUCUGCCAAAAAAGUCUGUGGGAGUGUGGCUGGAUUGCUGUCCUGGUCUACAGCUAUGGCAUUUUUCUAUGGCAUCAAUAAAGAGGUUUUACCUCUAAAGGCAAAUUUAGCAAAACAAGCAGCAAGAUAUCAAGUAGCAUCUAAAGAACUUGAUGGGGCCCAGGCACAACUGGAUGAAAAACAAGCAGAACUUGACAAAGUGCAAGCUUUGUAUGAUGCAGCAAUGGCAGAGAAACAGACUUUGUUAGAUGAUGCCGAGUCCUGCAGAAGAAGAAUGAUGGCUGCUUCUGCUUUAAUUGGAGGUCUAGGAGGGGAAAAAGUACGAUGGACACAGCAGAGCAAGCAGUUUAAGUCCCAAAUUGAUAGACUUGUUGGAGACAUUUUGCUAUGUACAGGCUUCUUAUCCUACUCGGGACCCUUCAACCAGGAAUUCAGGAACAAACUGAUUGACAACUGGCAAAAAGAAUUGUACCAAAGAAGAAUACCAUUCACUAAUGACCUGAAUUUGAUAUCUAUGCUGGUGGAUAAUGCUACGAUUGGUGAAUGGAAUAUACAAGGACUACCAAAUGAUGAACUUUCUAUUCAAAAUGGUAUAAUUACAACAAAAGCUACCAGGUUCCCAUUACUUGUUGAUCCUCAAGGUCAAGGCAAAUCCUGGAUAAAAAAUCGAGAAAAAGAUCAUGAUCUACAGGUGACUUCCCUGAAUCACAAAUAUUUCCGAAGUCAUUUGGAGGAUUCUCUGUCACUCGGCCGUCCACUUCUGAUUGAGGAUAUAGAGGAAGAACUAGAUCCAGCUCUGGACAAUGUUUUGGAAAAGAAUUUUAUUAAAUCUGGCUCAACAUACAAGGUCAAAGUUGGUGACAAGGAGUGUGACAUAAUGAAAGGAUUUUAUUUGUACAUGACGACAAAGUUAGCAAAUCCAGCCUAUACUCCAGAAGUGAGUGCUAGGACAUCAAUUAUAGACUUUACUGUCACAAUGAAAGGAUUGGAGGAUCAACUUUUGGGGCUUGUUAUUUUAAAAGAAAAGAAUGAACUGGAAGCUGACAGAGCAAAACUGAUGCUAGAUGUGAAUUCAAACAAGAGGAAAAUGCAAGAAUUGGAGGAUAACUUGUUAUACAAAUUGACAAGUACAAAGGGAUCCCUAGUAGAUGAUGAAUCCCUCAUUGAAGUGUUGUCAGUAACAAAAGUUACCGCUGCAGAAGUCAGUGAGAAGUUAACUGUGGCAGCUGAAACAGAAAUCAAGAUUAAUGAAGCUCGAGAAGAAUUUAGACCAGUUGCAACAAGAGGCAGUAUACUCUACUUUCUGAUUUGUGAUAUGAGUGUGGUGAACAGAAUGUAUCAGACUUCAUUAAAGCAGUUCUUGGGACUGUUUGAUAUAUCAAUGUCAAGAUCAGACAAGAGUCCAGUAACAGCAAAAAGAAUUGGAAACAUCAUAGAGUAUCUAACAUUUGAGGUUUUUAGAUACACAUGUAGAGGUCUUUAUGAAUCACACAAAUUUUUGUUCACCUUGCUUAUGACUCUGAAGAUCGACAUGUAAACUGGAAAGGUGAAACCAGAAGAAUUCCAAACAUUUAUCAAAGGUGGUGCUGCACUUGACUUGAAUGCUGUUAUGCCAAAACCUUCAAAGUGGAUUUCUGAUAUGACCUGGUUAAACUUGGUGCAACUUAGUGGACUACCACAGUUUUCUGAAAUUCUCAAUCAGGUGUCCAGAAAUGAGAAGGCCUGGAAGAGUUGGUUUGAUACUGAUGCCCCGGAGGAGGAGCACAUUCCUGAUGGUUAUCAUACAUCAUUAGAUGCAUAUAGGAGACUUCUGUUAAUCAGAUCUUGGUGUCCAGACCGAGCUAUUCCACAGGCCAGGAAGUACAUAGCAGACUCCAUGGGUCCAAGAUAUGCGGAAUCAGUCAUCCUUAACUUGACACAGACCUGGGAGGAGAGUGACAUCAGAACACCCCUUAUAUGUCUUCUGUCAAUGGGAUCUGACCCCACCAAUCAAAUCGAGUCACUGUCAAAGAAAGUUCAUCUAGAUUUUAGGGCUAUUUCUAUGGGUCAGGGUCAGGAGGUUCAUGCUAGAAAAUUAAUUGCUCAGUUCAUGCAUACCGGUGGAUGGGCAUUAUUACAGAACUGUCAUUUAGGUCUGGAUUACAUGAAUGAACUGUUAGAUACAGUAACCGAUACACCACAAGUCAAUGAUGCGUUCCGGGUGUGGAUAACAACUGAAGAACAUGCUGGAUUUCCAAUCAGUCUUCUACAGACAUCCAUUAAAUUCACAAAUGAACCACCCCAAGGAAUCAAGGCAGGAUUGAAGAGAACUUACGCUGGAAUUACUCAAGACUUUCUUGAUGUUAGCAACAUGGUUCAGUGGAGACCUAUGCUCUUUGCAGUGUCCUUUCUCCACACAGUUGUUCAGGAAAGAAGAAAGUUUGGCCCUCUUGGUUGGAAUAUUCCGUAUGAGUUUAACUCGUCAGACUGGACAGCCAGUGUACAGUUUGUCCAGAAUCAUCUGGAUGAUCUGGAUGUCAAAAGGGGAAUAUCUUGGACAACAGUUCGCUACAUGCUUGGUGAAGUGCAGUAUGGAGGGAGAGUUACAGAUGAUUAUGACAAGAGACUUCUUAAUACAUUCGCAAGAGUAUGGUUUGGAGAUUUCAUGUUCCAGCCAAACUUCCAAUUUUAUACUGGAUACAAAAUACCAAACAUGAAACUUCUUAGUGAUAUCAUGAACUUCAUAGCAAAUUUGCCACUAGUGGAUUCUCCAGAGGCUUUUGGGUUGCAUCCAAAUGCUGAUAUCACAUAUCAAACAAACUUGUCCAAAGAUGUUCUGGAUACAAUCAUGAGCAUUCAGCCUAAAGACAGUGGAGGGGGAGGAGGGGAGACCAGAGAGAGUGUUGUCUAUAAACUCUCUACCGACAUGUUGUCCAAACUUCCUGUGGAUUACCUGCCUCACGAGGUUAAAGAUAGACUGAAAAAGUAUGGAAACCUGCAUCCUCUUAAUAUAUUCUUAAAGCAAGAAAUAGAUAGGAUGCAACGUGUGAUUUCCACAGUCCGUGUCACCCUAACAGAUUUAAAAUUAGCCAUUGAUGGUACAAUCAUUAUGUCUGAGAAUCUUCGAGAUGCCCUUGACAACAUGUUUGAUGCAAAAGUCCCCAGUUUAUGGAGAAAAAUAUCUUGGCAGUCAUCAACAUUAGGAUUUUGGUUCACAGAACUUUUGGAAAGAAAUGACCAGUUUUCUACUUGGGUUUUUGUUGGAAGACCAGAUUCUUUCUGGAUGACAGGAUUUUUCAACCCACAAGGAUUUUUGACUGCAAUGAGACAAGAGGUUACAAGAGCACACAAAGGUUGGGCUCUUGAUUCUGUGACUUUACACAAUGAGGUUAUCAAGGCAGUGAAGGAAGACAUAACUGCUCCACCUGUGGAGGGUGUGUAUGUGUAUGGACUUUACCUAGAUGGUGCUGGUUGGGACAAGAGAAACUGUCGCCUCUGUGAGCCCCCACCCAAAGUUCUCUUUACACCAAUGCCUGUAGUUCACAUGUAUGCUAUCAAUUCCACAGCCCCCAAAGACCCUAGGUUAUACCAGUGUCCUGUCUACAAAAAGCCAAACCGCACAGAUCUCACCUACAUUACUUUCAUUGUAUUAAAGACAAAUCAAAGUCCCGAUCACUGGAUUCUAAGGGGUGUAGCUGCUCUGUGUGACAUCAAGUAAAUUUAGGAUGAAUUCAGGAACGGUUACCUCAUACAUGUAGAUGUUUUUAUUGAUAACAAGUUUAUUUUUGUUUAGACUCUCUAUAAAUUUAUAGGUAAUACACUGUUUGACAUUUAAUAUUUAAUAACUUAUAAUAUUUAUCUGUUGAAUUGGUUUAUUAUAAUAUUACUUAUUUUUCAUAUAACAAUUUAAAAAUAUAAUGAAAAUAAAUUGCUGAAGUGUUAA